AAGAGGAAGAAAAUAACACUCAAUAAACGAUCAUGCUGGGAUUGAUCUUUCGUGGCGUCUUUCUCAUCGGUAUACUCACCUGGUACAGCACCAGCGUGUGGAAAAUGAUCGACGGCUACUUCAAGGAUCAGUUUCGAAGCUACUUGGAGGAAGAGUAUCGAAAGAAUCCGCGAAUGAGAUCCGACGUGCAGAGUGGCUCGGCCGAUAAGAUCGAUCCCGUUUCGACCACGCCACGCCCCGAUCCAUCAGUGGCGCCGCGACGAGAGAUUCUCGAACUUAACGAAACGUUGACGGUCGAAGCUGCAGGAAAUGACACAAUUCGAUGGGACGAGGGGCAACGAGUGACAGGUGGCACCAGUGAAAACGAGGCCGACACAGGGGGAUCUAUCGAUAAAAAUACAUUCCUAGAAACGAUCGUGGAAUCGGGGCUGGAAAGUAGUAAGUCGUCCGAGAACGAACAGGAUUCUCGACAGCCUAUUAAUCACAAUGACCGUGACCUCGAACCUCGUCACGAGAACGACGAUCGUCAUCGAUCAGUCUCCCAGCUGUCUAAGAACUCGAUGAAAGGAGUUCAAUUCGACAAAAGAGCAACCGUUUCUAGGGACAUUUCACGUGAGAAAAAGUCGUCCAAGAAGCGAAAUGUGAAGACGAUCACGUUGACGGAGAAGGAUUUUAAAUCGGUUAUCAGGAAUCAUGUAUCUAAUGACGAUUUCUGGGAAUUCGAGGAGGAUGCGGAUGAGAAGGAGCCGUUGGAAGGCAUUUUGGUCUCUCAGUUGUCCUAUAAACCGAGAGCCGAUAUAGGGAAUUUGGAAAGGAUCAGUGCGGAUGAGUAUUGUCCUCUGAGCUUGGAGGACGAAGCUUCUUGCGAUGAAACGUUUAAGUGGCCUUGAAAAUUUAACGAUAAUUUAGGAAGUUUAAUAAAUUUAAUAUAAAUUUAAUAGAAUGUAACGUAUUUAUGUGAAACAAGUAGAGAGGAAAAUUAGUUAAUAUUAGAUAUUUCGGAUGUAGAUGUAUUGGAUUGCUGGAGAAAAUAUUGAAACAUUUCGCAAGUAUCGCAGCUAUAUUAGAAUGACUCAUUGUUAAUAAAUGUAUCGAUUUUCAUGCAAAAGGUCAUGAAUAUAUUUUGAAUAUAUUAGUACAAAUUUUAAUUUUUUAAUAUAUGCAAUUUUAAUAUAUGCAUUAAUAUCUGGAUUCCUUAAAAUAUAUCCUUAAGAUGAAACUUAAUAAUUGUUCGUAUCUUCCUGUUAAAAGAUUUUAAAAUCUAGUUGAAUUAUCAUUAUUUUAGCAUAUUUAUCAAAUUUAGAAUUUCAUUAAAAAAAGUGAUUGAUAUCACAGAAGUUGAAUAAUGUUAAAUAUUUUAAAUAUUAAGUUAAAAAAAAAAAACAACUUUGCAAGCAAAAGUAGAAUUAAUAGAAUUUCGUGUUAAUAUUUCCUUUCCUAAAAUUUCGAAUGAAUACUUUGAAAAUAUAUCCCCAUUUAAAAGUUGAAAAAUUUUAUUAAAAAAAAUAUCUAUAUACUCGAAACUCUUAUUUAUCUAUACUCGCAUUUCUAUUUAAAAAUUAAGAAAUUUUAUUAAAAAAUAUCUUUGAUUAAGCUAUUAUAUAUCGUAUAAUUUCUCGAGUUAUGACUAUGCAUUAUUCGCAACAAAAGAAACCGUUGAAAAUAAACAUCAUCGAUGAACAAUAAUUUCACGGUCCCUCAUUUUUACGCGAUUUAAAAAAAAAAAAAGAAAGAAAGAAAGAAAGAAAGAAAGAAAAAAGAGAAGAAUCGUUUUAUAAAUAAGAAUGUAGACAUAAUACAUCAAAGGUAUAUUGACUUCUUGCUCGAUCGAAGAAAUCUCGGCAGGAGAUUGCAAAAUGUGCCUCGUCACUUCAAGUGCACAAUGCUAUUCCUCUUUCGACGAAACUUCUCGAGCUGUGAAAGAAGUCUUCUUUCCCGAAACUUCAUCGCGAUUAACGACAUUGCUUUCACUAUUAAUCAUGUGUGCAAUUAUGAAAAGAAACGAGAUGAUUUAGGUCAAUGUUAACUGCCCCAAGUUUCCGGUGCUGACGAAACUUCAAAGGUACGAAAAAAAAAAAAAAAAAAAAG
Apis mellifera (honey bee) is the source of this 2088-nucleotide messenger RNA. RefSeq lists its product as uncharacterized. Bases 33 to 890 code for a protein of 285 amino acids. The record is from RefSeq and is a predicted model, not a curated record. NCBI's taxonomy places the organism in Eukaryota, Metazoa, Arthropoda, Insecta, Hymenoptera, Apidae. The transcript has a single exon.